AGUGUGUUUAAUGCAUCAAUGAGUCAAUGACAAUCAGCUGAUGCAAUAAUGAAAAAGGUUUGGUCACAAUUAACACACAGCUCCUGUAGUAACGGUAGAGAGAUUCUGGUGGGAGGCAAGUCUAACACAUGGAAGGUUCCGGAAUCUAGAGAUGAAACACUAAACCAAUGGUCAGAGAGAACAAGAUUCAAGAUUGGAGAUUCUCUCUUGUGGAAAUACAAUGCAGAGAAUGAUUCAGUGUUGCAAGUGAGGCAAAAAGAUUACGAGAGAUGUGACAGAUCAGAGCCAAUAAGAGGAUACAAAGAUGGUCACACGAAUAUAGAGCUGAAGAGGUCAGGUCCAUUUUACUUCAUAAGUGGAGAAGAAGGACAUUGCGAGAGAGGUGAGAAGCUUCGUGUCGUUGUCUUGUCUCCAAAUCAUAAGAGAAGCGUUGUUGAUGCUCCUGCUCCUCUAGCUAUCUUCUUCGUCUCCGAGACUGAGAGACCGCUCUCUCUCUUCCUUAUCCUCCAUCUUCAAUGGUUUAAUCCAGCAAUUGUCGACGAUGUCGAUAACGUACUCCGCUAUUUCCUCGUACCCAGAAGGCAAUUUCUUAAUCCCAACCCGUUUUCUAGAUUCGGGUUCUAUCCUUCUCUUCAGGGAAGUAGCAUUGAGUUUAGACUUCAGUUAAAUUCAACAGUUGUGCUUAGUAAAGAGCGUCGAUCUCUUCCAUUGGUUGUGAGAAGUGAUCGUCCUCAGAAUGAAGACUUACCUAAGCAGUAUACAAGGCGAGAGAAGAAACCUUUUCCGGUGCCAAUUGUGGACCUGAGACGAGCCGCGAGGGAGAGAGUCAAGAACAACAAAGACAAACCUAAGAGACCUCUGCCUCCUCCUAAAAAUGGUAUGGUUGUGAAGAGCCUUGUGCCUCUUGCUUAUAAAGUAUACAAUGCAAGAAUCAGAUUAAUCAACAAUCUCCACCGGCUCAUGAAAGUUGUUCGUGUUAAUGCUUGUGGGUGGUGCAAUGAGAUUCAUGUUGGACCUUACGGGCAUCCAUUUAAGUCGUGUAAAGGUCCCAAUGCUUCCCAAAGGAAAGGUCUUCAUGAAUGGACAAACUCAGUUAUUGAGGACGUUAUUGUUCCUCUUGAAGCCUAUCACCUCUAUGACCGCCUUGGCAAGCGUAUCCGUCACGAUGAGAGAUUCUCUAUUCCCCGAGUUCCUGCUGUAGUUGAGCUCUGUAUUCAGGGCGGCGUUGAAAUCCUUGAAUUUCCAACAAAAAGGAGAAGAAAACCAAUUAUCCGCAUUGGCAAAAGCGAGUUUGUUGAUGCAGAUGAAACUGAAUUGCCUGAUCCAGAGCCUCAGCCUCCUCCAGUGCCAUUGUUAACUGAGUUACCUGUCUCAGAGAUCACUCCGCCAUCUAGCGAAGAAGAAACGGUCUCCUUAGCCGAAGAAACAUUACAGGCCUGGGAAGAAAUGAGAGCAGGAGCCAAAAAGCUGAUGAGGAUGUACAGGGUUAGGGUCUGUGGGUACUGUCCUGAGGUUCACGUAGGUCCAACGGGACACAAGGCCCAGAACUGUGGUGCAUUCAAGCACCAACAGCGGAAUGGCCAGCAUGGUUGGCAAUCUGCAGUACUUGACGACUUGAUACCGCCAAGAUAUGUUUGGCAUGUUCCUGAUGUAAAUGGGCCGCCGAUGCAGCGAGAGCUACGAAGCUUCUAUGGGCAAGCACCUGCUGUUGUGGAAAUAUGCGCUCAGGCUGGCGCUGUUGUACCUGAGCAUUAUAGAGCUACAAUGAGACUGGAGGUUGGCAUUCCUUCGAGUGUGAAAGAAGCUGAGAUGGUCGUUUGAUAUGUAGAAGACCUUGUAUACUUCUUCUUGUACAAAAUCCUACAUUCAGCCUUAUUAUACAUUGUUUUAUUAUAAUAUGAUGUUUUCCAAAGUCUUAUCUUCAUUUAGCAUAAUCUGCAUUGAGUUCUUUUUACUUGGUCUCAAAGGUAAAUAUUUUAGUCCUAUUUUGGGAUGAUUGCAGCUUGCUUAAUGAGUAGGGUCUGUUAAAGCUCUGUUCUUUCUUUAUCGAUUUGAGCAAGUGAUCGUGGAAGGCUCUUGAGUUAUCAUCAUCAUCUGUAGAUUUUUGAACAAGUUAUCGUGUAUAUAUCCUUGACUCGAGACUGAUCCUCAAUCUUCAAGAACUCCAGAGAUGGGUUACUAGAUGAUUUUGUCUAAAAUCUCUAUAAUGACCCCAUAGAUAAUGAUCCAACCAUGCUUUUGAGUUUUGACCCCUGCAUGUUCAUUUCUC
This is a messenger RNA of Arabidopsis arenosa, 2269 nucleotides long. The record is from the annotation of a GenBank genome assembly. Lineage: Eukaryota; Viridiplantae; Streptophyta; Magnoliopsida; Brassicales; Brassicaceae.